Anopheles funestus (African malaria mosquito) is the source of this 4830-nucleotide messenger RNA. RefSeq lists its product as uncharacterized. Gene Ontology annotation, molecular function: transcription coactivator binding. The transcript is spliced from 4 exons. The record is from RefSeq and is a predicted model, not a curated record. Lineage: Eukaryota; Metazoa; Arthropoda; Insecta; Diptera; Culicidae. The coding region runs from base 1048 to 2244 and encodes 398 amino acids. Gene Ontology annotation, biological process: negative regulation of DNA-templated transcription.
CUUGUUUUACUCAAUUUUAGCCGAAGCAGAUUUGCUUUUGCAUCAAACCGAAACUCAAGUUGUAGUACUGAACCGCAUACUAUAGCUUUCACCCUUCAGCAUCAACGUAAUAAUAACAACAGCAACAACAAAAACUCCCCGAAAUUCGAUCUCGUUCUGCUACAACAGGAGCAAAUGUUGUCAAUCGAGAGCAAAGUGCGUGAAGAGCAAUAGAAUAAUCAAAAUAUAGCUAAAAAGUACUGCCAGCGUGCUGUAGAAACAACAUCGGAUUGCAUUAUUUGCUAAUCUGCACGAGUUCUGUGUGUUGUGGAGCAACAGUUGCGGAGCCGCGGUAUCGCGUUGGGGUCGCGGUAAACGCGAACAGGCGUUGGUUAAAGUGAAAAAGAACCUCCUCCAUCAUCCAGCUUCCGUGGGAGGAACAGAGAUCGCCCGGAAAAACGAAGAAGACACAGUGCACAGCGAACUCGCAUCUCGUACUCACUUUGCCGUUCGAAGAUGAGAUGCUGAAUUGUGUAGUGUGUGCGUUGUUACGCAAAUAAAACGAGUUUGUGAUUAGUUUAAUCGAAGUAAAUUAUUUCCCAGUGUACUUUACACCAGUGGGUCCAAAGAUUUGGAUCAAAGUGCCAAACAAAACAAAAAAUACAGCCCACCAUCUAGGAAGCUAGCUCGUGAAAGGUUCGCAGUUUUGACAGUUGUUUUCUCAUCGGGCUCCAUCUCAUCUGGUGAGUUGCGCGGGGCUUGUUCACGCUCGCAGUGUCUUCACGAUCGAAUCACCAACAUCGUAAACGGAACAGAGGACUGAAAUCCUGCUGGCAAGGAAUAAAGCACCAUAAUUGUGUAUUGAUUUCGUACGCUGGACGAACGGCGGACACAUCGCGUACAAACGAUUGAUCGUUAAACAACCUGCAAGCAGGUUAGCAGGGAGUUUGGACUCCCACACCAGAUACGAUCAUCAGCCGUUGUUGCAUUUCUUUCUGACGAACCGGUAGGGAUCGCGAUCCCGCAAACGCUGUCACGCUGAAAAAGUUAGUGCAAACCCGUCUCAAGAUGAUCCGUGAUCCCGGUGGUACAAGUCCGAACGAAAAUCAAGACUCCCCACCUUCACCUAAGUACGAUCGAAUAUUGGGGCGCCCACCGCCCAUGGAUGACACGGAAAUACCGUUGGACAUGACCGUCCGGCGGAAGGAUUCAUCCGAUGGUCAGGGAUCGCCUACAGGGAACGAUCAGUCGCGAGAUGUACCGAUCAAUCUGAAUGUGCGCCCGAGUGUCAUAACAAAAGCACCGCCACCACCAAUAAAGAAACGCAUCAGCCACAUGCACACCAAUGGUGAAAUCGUGCUUAAAAGUAGUGUUAGAACAACUACCGCCACUACAACGGUCGAAUCGGCACCGAUCGUGAACGUUUCGUCCACGUACUGUGACGUUUCGAUCGAGGAACACUUUCGGCGCUCGCUCGGUCCAACCUACAGCUCUAUUUACGGCGAUAAGCAGCAGCUACAGCAAUUGCAACUACAACAGCAGCAGUCAUCGGCACUUAAUGCUUUGAACAACAAUACCAGCAUCGGUGGGCAAGGAUCACCAGUGCAUCAUCUUGUAACACAGCAUAAAGUGCAUCCACUUCCGAUUCCGCUGUUGCUGCAAAAGCACACGAUGGAAACGAGCGAAUCGUUACCGCUUACAGGACCGGCAGCAGGCACGGGCGGUGGCGGCGGGAUGCGGAAUCACAGUAGCAGCAGUAUUAGCUCCAGCUCGUCCGUCAGCUCGAACAGUAGCAUAUCCAGCAGCCUCAGCAAUACUAGUGGCAUUAGCAGCAGCAGCAGUACUACUAACAUCAGUAUCAGACCAACCGGCCCGAUCGGUGGUGGAAUACGUGUGGUCGCACCGGAUACGAUCGAGCUGAAGCUCUCGAGUGAUCCCGCACCGCCUGUACCGCUCGUUCCGGCCACCGUCCUGCCACCGUCGCCCGGUGCACCCUCAUCGGCUGCCAGUGUAGCCAUUGCGCUAACAUCACCGAAACAUCUGCACCAGCAGCCACCACCGGCAAUCUCGCCGGCCUCACUCACCACCACAAUGUCCCUUUCGUCUUCGUCGCCAUCGUCAUCGUUAGCUUCGUCUCCGGCACCGUUUCUUACAACGCAGCAGCAACAAAAGAGGCCCGAUUCCGGUGAAGAGGUUGACGAUCAUUUCGCGAAAGCCCUCGGUGAUACGUGGAAGAAAAUCCAGGAGAGUAAUAUGAACUUGUGAGCAUCAUCAUCCAUCACCACCUGGGUGUGUACACGUAAUAUGGGCCACAAUGACUUCGUUUUAAAAUACGAACGCUGUGAAAAACGGAUUGAAACCUGUUUUACCGGGACCAUGCCAUUUCAAUGUGCCCGGCAUGUUUUUGAGGUACAAUCCUACACUUGUUUCCGUUCUUUAUUCUCUUGGAUUGUAUGUUUGUAGUUCUCGAGCUGUUUUUUAAACUAAUUAUUAAGUUCCUUUCUUGCUAAGGGUAAGCGAACCAUUUUAAUUUGUGAUUUUGAUCGAGCUGGCAAUCGAAGAACUGUUUGUGCUGUCAAAGGACAAAAAAAAACAUGUCGAAAUUGACCAGCAACCAGUACGAGAUUGUUUGAAGCAAAAGUGUUAAACUGUGCACUAUUUUUUAUCGCUUUCCUAAAAUCUAAACCAUACACAUUAGACGGAAGGAAGUUUUAAGCUAGAUUUAAGAGACGAAAACCGAGCAGUUUCGGUUAGUUGUGCACGCGCGUCUGUUGUAUGUUUAAUAGUUUGACUAUUUUACUAUCACUUUGAAAUAUUUACCUACCGUGUGCGGGCAUAUGAGGAAAAGAGUUCAAUGGUGCAAUGGCAAGAAACACGCACUCUCUCACACACACACACAUACACAUUUCAUUGACUUGUUUAAAACGAGUGCAUUUACUAAUUCCUUUCUUCUUGUUGUGUUGUUUUAUCUAUACGUAUGCGGAGCGAUAUCAGCGAUAUUGCAUACAUAUUUCGGGAAUGCCGUUUGCCCAAUAUAUCUUGCUUUCUAUUACACAAUUCUUUGCUAAAGAAUUUUAAAGUUUGGAAUGGGUUUUCUUAGGACGGUUUAAAAAAAAACGAUAUGUUUACGAAUACUUCAGUGAGAUGAUAUUUUAUUAAUAUUAAUUGUAAGACCCGAGCUAUCUUCCAACCAUUACACUUGCAUGUAAAAACAAACAACAAAUCUUCGAUAAAUUGAACAAAAUGGUCAAAUCUCAAGGCGCGAAGGAAUUAAACACUCUUUAGUCUUCUGCGACAAGAGCAAGAUAGAACAAGACAAACCAUAUUCAUGAGCACUGCGUUUUGCACACUUUGCAAUGCAAAUUUCUAUGAACUGCAUUUCCGUUAACGCUGUGAGCGGUUCGUCUGCUUGUUCUUAUUUUUUCUGUAUUGCUUGUAGAAUAAUGUGAGUUUAUUUUAGAUUGAAUCGUUCUAGAUAGUUUCACACCUUUUAAGCGAACGAACGAACCCAUAACUGAAUAUCAUAUAGUGGUUAAAAAAGCUGUGGCCUUUAAACAGAUAAUGUUUUAAUUUGCAUAAGUUCCUGUAGCAAACAAACAAAAGCAGAGCAAACGAAACGUAAGCAAUCCUAUAGAUGCUGAUAGCAUUGCACAUUACUACACUUUUUUGCGUAGUAAUACGCACACUUUUUGUAGAUGUAGAAAUACCAUAAUGUUUCCCUGCGAGAGCAGGUUUCACGUAAGGAUUUGUUUAUCGUUUGUACGUCCGUUUUGCUCGUACUGCUCGAAGUGAUAUAGUAAACUAGCGCAAAACAGAACAGACAUGGAAUGGAUGGUGUCCACGUAAUGGAAUCAGGGGGUAAUUUUUAUCUGCAAUUACACUUCCUAAAUAUCCUUAUUAUAUAGUAAGUUAACAUAUUAACACUUGAUUGAACACUGAUUUCCCUGCCGUAUCAAACCGUGUUACAGCGUAGUUGUAAAAGGAUGCGAUCUCGAAAACCUUCCUUCCUUUUUUGCUUGUACCGAUGGGCACAGCUCGUGUGUGUUUGUGUGUUUCUUAGUGCGUACUACAAUGGCAAAAAGGAUACCUUCCCCACGGCACACGGUCUUGUUUUUUUUUGCGUUUUGCUUCUGCUGAUUGUUAUUUAAGUAAAUGUGCAACGUUGCCGUUCCCUUGUCGGGUACUGAUUUCGAAUGGUGCUAGAACGAUUUCAUAUGCCAUCUAAGCACCGAUAGGAAGCCAGUGCCCGUAAGGAUCAAUCGUGCGGUAAAAGGUAUUCACAAUCCUUUCCCCCCUCCCUAAAAAAUGCACCUAUUGGUUUAAUGUGUAAGCAGCUUUGAUUUGGUUCUCUAAGAACAAACACGCAUUCAAAAACUACAUUUGCGCGAACGAGUUUUGUAGCCACAUAGGUAGAGAUUAAGUUGAGGACGAUGUAGCAGGAUUUUACGUACUAAUAGGAAGGAAUAUGCAAUAGAUUUCCACCCUUCCCCAGGAGGCAAGCAAUGGAGGUUGUAAUUGAAUCAAAAUUUUAAUAUGUUUCACCGAUGUGCGAUAUAUCGUGGGUGUACAGUUUUAGCCUUGGUAGAAGGAUGAACGGAAUGUUUUUUUAACUAUAGCAAUGUAAGCGAACUGAAAUCAAACUAUGUAACGUUACGACAUUAUUAUGCAACUUCGAGCGAAGAUUUGUUUUAGAGAAGAAAAAAAAUCUAUAUGUGAGUGAUCUAGGAAAGAGGAACGCGAUGAUCGAGCACGCGAUCGAACAGCGAUCGGUGUACAGUGGACGAUAUAUGGAAGCAAAAGCACGAUGAUACAUAUUUUGUGAUAAAGUAAAAAGUGUACACUAACGACAAA